AUGGUGGCCUCCAGUGGUGAAUAUGAACUACACUAAACGUCCUGCAGUGACUCAAGCCACUCAAAAGCAACGCAAUCAGUGUUGUUAAAAACUCAAACAUGUUGUAGCUAGACAGUCAGGAAAAUAACAGAUAGACCGACGGAUAUAUGGAUGGCGUAACCGCCCACGAUUUAGCAUUCAUAAGCAGUAUAUAAACAAUUAAUAAUUGGCUAACAACAGAAAACACACCAUAGUGUAGUUGGAAGCAGAUUUAAGGAUAUUUGGGAUAAGAGUGAUUUGCAUUUUCAGAUGCUAUUUAACAUGAUAGUACCAGAGAUUCUGUCACUGUACUAUCAGAAAAGUAAGUAGAGAGCUGAUACCCAGCCGUAACUUUCAUACUGUGACACUUAAUGUAAAGUAGAACAUUUUUAUUUUCGCUGACCUUUCAAGGUGUUAUCAUUCAAUACAAUCCUUUUUUUCUUCAGUAAACCUCAGAUGAACAGUAACAUCUGUGGAUUGACCUUUCCCUAUCAGAUAAGGCACUAGUUAACUGUCAUGCAUGUUCUUGCUCAGCUUAGCCUUCAAACACUGCACACCUCUAGCUAAUGCUCUCUGACACCACAGCCUAGUCAAGCUAUUACAGAAGUUCAGUACAUGCUGUAGGAUCUCACAGUGUGAGCCACAAUUUACAUUCCAGCACCGUACAGUGCACUAUUGUAUCAAUACAAUACUAUAGUGUUUGACAGAUCAUGAAGUUAAAACUCCUCAAUCCCAGCCUGGAGGACAGGAUACUGUUCUAUCAGCAGCUGGACAAACUGGAGGAGGAUGAUGCUGAAAGACCAAAAUGGGACAAUAAAGUUCAAUACUUGCUAACCUGCAUAGGGUUUGCUGUGGGACUUGGGAAUGUGUGGAGAUUUCCAUAUCUGUGUCAAAUCUAUGGUGGAGGGGCAUUUCUGAUUCCUUAUGUCAUUGCCUUGGUGUUUGAGGGACUUCCCCUGCUGCACAUGGAACUGGCCAUCGGACAAAGGCUCCGCAUGGGAAGUGUUGGAGUGUGGAAUUCAAUUUCCCCAUAUCUGGGAGGUUUAGGUGUGGCGUCCAUGGUAGUAUCCUUCCUCGUUGGUCUCUUCUACAACAUGAUCUUGGCCUGGAUCCUCUGGUACUUCUUCCACUCUUUUCAAAGUCCGCUUCCCUGGAGGGACUGCCCAUUAAACUUGAAUCAUACUGGCUAUGUAAGUGAAUGUGAAAAGAGCUCACCUGUGAACUAUUUUUGGUAUCGUGAGACACUGAACAUAACACCAAACAUCGAAACCAGUGGGUCUUUACAGUGGUGGCUUGUGCUGUGCCUUGCGACUGCUUGGUGCCUGGUGUACAUCUGCUUCAUACGUGGAAUUGAGACUAUUGGAAAGGCUGCAUAUGUCACAGCCACCUUUCCGUAUCUUGUUUUGACCAUCUUCUUGGUCAGAGCCUUGACUCUGUCUGGGGCCACAGAUGGCUUAAUAUAUCUCUUCACGCCAAAUUGGGAAACCCUGAAGAACCCUGAGGUAUGGUUGGAUGCUGCUACUCAGAUCUUUUUCUCUUUGUCUUUGGCCUUUGGGGGGCUUAUUGCUUUUUCAAGUUACAAUCCUCAGAAGAAUAAUUGUGAGAGAGAUGCCCUAAUUGUUGGAUGUGUGAACAGUCUUACGUCAAUAUAUGCAUCAAUUCCUAUUUUUGCCAUUCUUGGAUUUAAAGCAAAUGAAAAUUACAAUGGUUGCAUAAACUGGAACAUACUGACACUGACAAAUGCAUUUAACAUUGGGGAUGAAAACAUAACUCUUGAAAACUACGAUGACUGGUUCAACUAUCUCAACGCAACUGAUCCCUCAGAGGUUGAAAGCCUCAAUCUAAAGACCUGUAAUCUACAGACUUUCCUGGACCAGAGCGCCUCUGGAACCGGACUGGCCUUCAUUGUGUUUACUGAGGCUGUGAUAAACAUGCCAGGCUCUCAGGUGUGGGCGGUGCUGUUCUUUGUCAUGCUCUUCAGCCUUGGCUUGUCCUCCAUGUUUGGAAAUCUAGAGGCGAUCCUUACUCCCCUGCUGGACCUGCACAUGGUUCCACCCUGGCUUCCUAAGGAAAUAUUCACAGGGUUAAUGUGCCUCAUCUCCUUUACUGUGGCCCUCAUCUUUACUUUGGGCUCCGGAAACUACUGGCUGGAAAUUUUCAACAGCUUCGUGGGAUCCAUGCCUCUGCUUAUCAUAGCAUUCUUUGAGAUCAUCAGUGUGGUAUACAUCUAUGGAAUAAACAGGUUUAAUGAUGACAUUGAAUGGAUGACAGGUCGGAGACCAAACAUCUACUGGCAGGCCACUUGGCGCUUCAUCAGUCCUUUAAUGCUGCUGGUGGUUUUUGUGGCAUAUGUUGCAGUUGAGGCAGACAAACGGCCAACAUACAACGCCUGGAACCCAGAUUACGUGCACUUCCCCCUUGCUGAUGUUCAGCAGUAUCCUGAAUGGGUUUUUGGUAUCUGUGUGCUCUUAUCUGUCAUUCCUGUUGUCUCCAUCCCUCUUGUGGCUCUCUACAAAUUCAUGGGCUUCCUGGAGAAGUACAUUAUGAACAGGCACAACCAAAACCCAUAUGCAAAUGAAUUAUUUCAGGGAGAAUUGUAAUAGAAAUUUUUUAG
Micropterus salmoides (largemouth bass) is the source of this 2632-nucleotide messenger RNA. RefSeq names its product sodium-dependent neutral amino acid transporter B(0)AT3-like. The record is from RefSeq and is a predicted model, not a curated record. Gene Ontology annotation, biological process: sodium ion transmembrane transport. The transcript is spliced from 13 exons. The coding region runs from base 729 to 2618 and encodes 629 amino acids. Gene Ontology annotation, cellular component: plasma membrane. NCBI's taxonomy places the organism in Eukaryota, Metazoa, Chordata, Actinopteri, Centrarchiformes, Centrarchidae.